Molecule: messenger RNA, 1815 nt
Organism: Puccinia graminis f. sp. tritici CRL 75-36-700-3
Lineage: Eukaryota; Fungi; Basidiomycota; Pucciniomycetes; Pucciniales; Pucciniaceae
Product: ABC transporter E family member 2
Exons: 14
Coding region: 1-1815 (604 amino acids)
Biological process (GO): ribosomal subunit export from nucleus; translational termination; translational initiation
Molecular function (GO): ATP hydrolysis activity; ATP binding; iron ion binding
Source: RefSeq, a predicted model, not a curated record
AUGACCGACAAACUGACCAGGAUCGCAAUCGUCUCAUCUGACAAAUGUAAACCGAAGAAGUGCAAGCAGGAAUGUAAAAAGUCAUGUCCGGUCGUCCGGAUGGGCAAACUGUGUAUCGAAGUUGAAACUACUUCCAAGAUCGCAUUCAUUUCCGAAGAAUUAUGUAUCGGUUGUGGUAUCUGCCCCAAAAAAUGUCCUUUCGAAGCCAUCAACGUCAUCAAUCUGCCAACCAACCUCGAAAAGGAAGUCACCCACCGAUAUUCGGCCAAUUCUUUCAAGCUUCAUCGGUUGCCGAUCCCUCGUCCUGGUCAGGUGCUUGGUUUGGUCGGUACAAAUGGUAUUGGGAAAAGUACAGCUCUAAAAAUUCUAGCCGGGAAACAAAAACCCAAUCUUGGUCGGUUCGAUGUUGCUCCAGACUGGCAAGAAAUUUUGAAACACUUUCGAGGCUCUGAACUUCAAAACUAUUUCACCAAGAUCCUAGAAGACAAUCUCAAGGCACUCAUCAAGCCGCAGUACGUUGAUCAUAUCCCCAGGAUGGUCAAAGGUAAAGUAGGUGAACUGCUAGAAGGUAAAGACGGAGCUGGAAAGAGACAAGAGAUGCUCAACGUUCUGGACCUGAAUGACGUCGUCGAUCGUGAAAUUAGUCAACUGAGUGGUGGUGAAUUGCAACGUUUUGCUAUUGCCAUGAGUUGUGUUCAAAAAGCAGACAUCUACAUGUUUGAUGAACCUUCCUCCUAUUUGGAUGUCAAACAGAGGUUGAAUGCCGCCCGAACAAUUAGAUCCUUACUCCAUCCUACCUGCUACGUCAUAUGUGUUGAGCACGAUUUAUCUGUCCUGGAUUAUCUGUCAGACUUCAUAUGCUGUUUGUACGGGCUGCCUGGAGCGUAUGGUGUGGUUACCCUACCAUUCUCAGUUCGUGAAGGUAUCAACAUUUUCUUGGAUGGAAUGAUUCCAACGGAGAAUCUACGAUUCCGAGACGAAUCUUUACAUUUCAAGAUCGCAGACUCAGCUGAAGACAUCGUUGUUGAAUCAUCUCGUAGUUACAAAUACCCGGCGAUGACCAAAACACAAGGAAACUUCAAGUUGACAGUUGAAGCAGGAAAUUUUACGGAUUCGGAGAUCAUCGUGAUGUUAGGAGAGAAUGGGACGGGGAAGACAACAUUUGUGAAGUUGAUUGCCGACAAGAUCAAACCUGACGAAGCCAAUCUAACGCUUCCAUACAAUCCCGAACGAGUUUCAUUGAAACCCCAAACAAUUGCGCCCAAGUUCAAGGGAUCAGUUCGGAUGCUUUUGAUCAAACAGAUCAAGGAGAUGUUCAUGCAUCCUCAAUUCCAGGCCGACGUCAUCAAGCCAUUGAACAUCGAAGGCCUCAUGGAUCAAGAGGUUCUCACCCUCUCUGGUGGUGAACUUCAACGUGUCGCUCUCGUCUUGGCCUUGGGCAAACCGCGAACAGAUAUCUUUUUGAUCGACGAGCCUAGUGCCUACCUUGAUUCCGAACAACGUAUCGUCACCUCAAAGAUCAUCAAGCGAUACAUCAUGACCGUCAAGAAAACUGCCUUCAUUGUCGAGCACGAUUUUAUCAUGGCGACUUACCUAGCCGAUCGAGUGAUCGUGUAUGAUGGAAAACCAUCCAUAGAAGCCACUGCUCAUGCUCCGCAGAACCUACUGACCGGAAUGAACAAGUUUUUGAGCUCGCUCGAGAUCACCUUCCGAAGAGACCCAUCGAACUUCCGCCCUCGAAUUAACAAAACUGAUUCAUUGAAAGACAAGGAACAAAAGGCUUCGGGGUCUUACUUCUUCCUUGGCGAUGAUUGA